Dermacentor albipictus is the source of this 5962-nucleotide messenger RNA. RefSeq lists its product as uncharacterized. NCBI's taxonomy places the organism in Eukaryota, Metazoa, Arthropoda, Arachnida, Ixodida, Ixodidae. Gene Ontology annotation, cellular component: extracellular region. Gene Ontology annotation, molecular function: chitin binding. The record is from RefSeq and is a predicted model, not a curated record.
ACAGCGACGAGAGCGGCGGGCGAGCGAAAGUAGGCCGCUCCAACGUGACGCCGGAUAGAAAUCGCCGCCGCGAAACAGAAAGUUGUGCACUCGCCCCGACCGAUGCAGCUGAGCCGCCGCCACUCCUGAAACCGCGCUCUCGCGCGCGCCCCACCUGUCUUCUCCGUCCGCUCAUCCAUCCGUCGACGCCGCCUGCUCCGCGUGCUCCGACGCGCGAGAGCAUCAUCGUCCAUCGACGCAGCAGCGUCUGACGCUGCGACGCGUGACUGAGCCUGUGGGCCGGUCCGUUCUUUACGACGCCGUAUCAUCGGCGCGCUUCGGUCGUCCUCUCUUUGCUCGUGCGUGUGUGUGUGCCUACGCCGACGAACUGAGGAUUAACUUCGGUGUGGUGGGACGUCAGUGACCGUGUCCCCUUGCAGUGCCGAGAGUGUCGUCUCUGACGCAGUCUCUCCCUGAAAGGCGUCAGCCCUUUUUCGUUCCUCACCGCCGUCCUUUAUACGCCGAAUUGUUGUCUCGGUGCGCGCCAACACCGUGAAAAGAUGCCCGGUUCCGUGUCUGGAGUGGCGACAGUGUCGCUCGCCGGCUGUGCCUUGGCGCUCUGCUGUCUUCUGAGCUAUUCCGAAGCUGGUCGGCACCGUAUUCCCGUAGAGCCUGCACAGUUUGGCAAUGACACGGCCACCAAGUCGGCGUUCCUGUUCAACCCGAGAAGGAGGAGUGACAAGUUCCCCAUUAUGCGGCCCAGGCUGAGGACCACGACGAGGAGCCCACUGCCCGACCCGCCGCCAACCACGCCCCGUCAAGAGAACUUGCAGGUGAAGCGGCAGGCGGUGCUCGAGUCGGUGCUCAAGCAGGCGGACAUCUUCGAGCUGUCGUCGUCGGACUUCAGCCCGGCGGUGGCGUGGCCCGUGCCCCGCCGGCCGGCGUCGCGCCGGUUCCGGCCCAACUCCGUCACGCAGCCCUCGACGGCGCGGCCGCUGCUCAAGCUGCGGCAGCCGAAGCCCACGAGGCCCCCCGCGUACUCGCUGGACGGCUUCGUGCCCAAGCCGUCCAUCAUCCGCAUCACCACCACCGAGGCCCCGCUGCACAUACGCAAGAUGUACGCGUCGCCCAAGACCGAGGCGCCCCCCUACCGAAAGAACACGCCACGCUUCGGAGCCAAGAAGUUCAAGGCAAAGCCACUGACGAACGACUACGACGACGACGGCCACUUCCGCAAAGGCCGCAAGCACCAGGACUCCGGCGGUCGCAAGAGCGUGCAGCGUAUCAUGGGCAGCCGGGGACCUCGUAAGGGCAUCCCAGGGAUCGAUUACCCCAACUUCCACCGCAUCCCGACGACGGACUUCGACUGCAAUGACAAGCUGUUCCCCGGCAUGUACGCCGACACCGAGGCCGGCUGCCAGGUGUGGCACAUGUGCACCGGAGUUCCUAACCUGGGAGCGAGACACAGCUUCCUCUGUCCUAACGGCACCAUCUUCAACGAGCGGAGGGGUGUCUGCGAUUGGUGGUACAACGUCGAAUGCAGUGAAUUCACCCUCUGAGCUCAGCCAGUUCUCCUCGAAGCGUUCACGGAUCCGCUCGCCCGGGCCGGACGCAUACAUCGGCGUGUGUUUCUCUAUGCACGCCUCGUGUUCGUAACAGCGCGAUCUGCUCGGGACACUGCGCACGACGAUACGCCGAUGUCUGACAAUGCGAGCGCGUUAAAUGUUUCAUCACGUUACCUCAUCCAGGCCUCGUUCCUUUUCAAAUUCAAAACAAAACUUAGUCGCCCGUUAUCGGGCCAGCUAAUUUAGGCACCAUCGAUGCAGGCACAGAAUGCAGCUCGCUGUUCGAAGGCUCGUAUGGUUAGGUUUGUGGCUGUCCAGCUGGCGGACGCUGAGUGUGCUGCAGUGUGUCCUAACUUGAGAGUCUCGUUUUGCUUAAGCUCUUGCCGGGGCUGGAGGUUUUCAGCCAGUAUUGAUCGUCGCAACACACAAAUCGCGAUGUUCUAUUGCAAAAGUCAUCUGUCAAAUUGUUUCAUGCUGAAAACCUGCCUAGUUUCUGGUCGGAAAGGUACUCGAAUGGUAGAGCUGAAGCACGCGCCAAGGAAUCGCGCAUACGUUAAGUGGCAGCCACAUACAGCGUAUUCCCAAUGUAUUUUCGACGUCGCGAGGCCCCGUAUCGACGCGUCCAUUUCGAGCUUUGUGCUAACGGCGCUAUAAUUUCGGCCAUCAGGUUUCCUACGUUGUUGUCGGUUAAAGUGGACACCAGACGUGACGCGUGACUAUAAAGUGGCGUGUGUAUCACGUGCCGUGAAAUCAUUUCACCUACGCCGGGCGACGUGAGGCCAAAACUGCGCCGAAAAAAAAAGAAAGAAAACGUUCCAUGAGGUUGCCGCUUAAAUCGGUGGCAAUGUUAUCUGCUCUUACCACUGCUAGUGCCUAUAGCGUUCGUUAAGCCAUGAACACACAUAAACGAAGUGGUCAGGCUAUUGGCUUGGCGGUUUAUAUCUAACAUAUGUACAAAAGGCUAUCUAGCAGCGACUAUUAGCGAUCGUUAAUACUGAUAACUUUAUGACAAGAACAAAAAGAGAAGUGAGCGCGACAUCUAAGUUAAGCGAUCGUGUCUAGUUUUCCCGAGGCGCUUAUGUAGCACAACUGUCACGAGCAUUGUCAUCGAAGGAAUGAAUCGGCUACAACUUGAUGAUCAGCGGAGCCUCAUCACCCCUGAUCUCAAGGCGGUAGCCGAUUUACAGAUUGUUGGAGCGAGUACCUGCAACCACAUUGUGGCCUGUUCUCACGUUGUGUUAUGUUGUGAGCGUCUUCUUCUGCCAAGUAGCUCUCGUGAUCGUGCGUAAUGUUAAGCCAGUUAUCCGGCAAUGUAUCGCCAAUGUCCUCGUUCGGAGAAUAUAUUCAGCGCAUGUCUGGUAGCCAAGUCUGCACCAACACCACAAAGUACGCGACAUUCAGAUAAUGAUUAAUCUACUGUCUGGUUAUUUUAGCCACGACUGAAGAGAUUUCCUUAGUAGAGCCUACGGAUCUGCUUUCAUUCAGAGUGAACGCUGUCUGCGUCAGAGGCCACGAAGAAAGGCUGUACAAGUCCUGCAGUGCGCCAGCAUGGGCAGUCAAAUGGCUGCUCUAUACUUGCGUCCAAAGUAAAAAUUUUGGGAGUAUACUGUGCGGCUCAUGGGGUUAGGUGAAGUGAUAGUGCUCCCACCACUGCGUUGUCCAGCCGAUUGUCCGCAGUGGUAGUUAUCCCGAAGUCCGUCUUCCUCCUACAUUGGAUGCUAUAUUGGUCAAAGAUAACUUGGACAAGAUAAGUUUGCCAAAGUUGCGAACAAGAUAAUUUGAGCAAUAAGCACGAUGACCUCAGCUUCAGCCUGUGUGUCGAUGAGCAGUUCCCCUUCGGCGUCCCCAAAACUGUGCUGGAGUGAUUUGUGACUACGUAUCCCCGAUGCUUAUCCGCGAUAAGCGAUUCGUGGUGCCAUGCCUCGCAGCAACUCUGAACUGAUCUCCAUGUCACCAAACGGCAAAAUCAGAAAUGUGAGUGUGGUGUAACAGAUGUGACGCGCGUUUCGUAGCUUCUCUAUAAAGCUCGUCCAAUUGGUCGCCCAAGGUAUCCGAGGACGUUAAAGAAUAGUUAAGUGCAGUGUUUGCGCAAGGAGCAUCCGUUAUUACACGGCUAGGCGCACAAUAUAACGAGGGCUUGAAUUUUCGUGCCUUUCUUUUGUGUCAACGUGCCGCGGAAGCUGCGACAAGUCAGUGAGCCAAAGCUCCACUCUCUCUGAUGAACGCGUCACGACGUCAGCAGAAGCGUCAACGUCGCGCCGUCAAUCGUGCAUCGAUGUGCGUACUGGUGUUUCGAAUACGACAUAUAGCAUCAUCUUAAGAACUGGUUCCUCAGAUAAAAAAAGAAUAGUAGUUCUGUGCAGUGGACACAGAGAUCGACAGAACGCGGGAGAGCCAGUAUUGUCGUCACGACUGGCGUCACAACCGAUUGUUAGCGUGACGACCAUACACAGGAACGUUGAACUCAGGAUUUACUUCUGCUUGUGUGCCUGUUCUAAGCGUCUGAUGUUCUUGAGAAUUCCUUCUUCCACCACUUUCAGCAGAAAGAAACAAAAAAGGUUCUUAUCUGUUCCGUGCACGACACGCUCAAGACCCGGGAAUCAGCGCUGUGGCUCAGACGUCUGACAUGGAAGAACGGGAAGAUGGGGCUUCUUCGCUCGUACUCCGUUUUGCGGGACGCAGUUUUGCUUGUGCUUGAGAUCCUGUUGGGUAUGACUGAACAAACGUCUCUGUUGAGUUUGCAUCGACAACUGUCGUCUAUUCGUAUAUCUUUGACACUUUCCAAUCUUCGAAAUCUCGGUGUUUUAUUUUUUCUUGUUCUUUCUCUGUAGUGCGUUGAUAUAUUUAUUUUUACACUAUUGUUAGAAUUUUUGCGCGUUGGUGUUGAGCGAAAAGAAGCGUGUAAAUUAUUUUUUUUACGUGGUGGUAACACAACUUGAGGAUUGCCUAUAGCAAGGGCCCAUGUUAACACUUAACAUGUCUAGAUGCACCUUUCUAUUAACAACGGGUAAAACCUAAGUCCUCUAGCUAUCACUUACUUCCCUACGCCAAGCUCAAACGUUCUUAUCGCUUCACAACUUACGCUUUUUCGACUAGCCUAAGAGCUGACACUUGCUUCUUAUCAAUCUUGAAUAUUUAUUGAAUGGUCUUUCUUCAAUGUGUCGUCUACGUUGUCCCGUGAGCUCUGGGACACCGUUAUUUUUCCUGCACUUCCGCGUGCGCUUACUGUAGGUGUUCUUUGUUCUACCCCUACUCCCUUUUACUUCUUUUUUUUUUUGCACAACAUGGAUGGCCUAUAUCGUGGUCACAGGCCUAUCGCAGUUCAACUAUUCACCUCCAAAUGCCCGCUUUGGUUGCUGGGUCGAGAGAACCUUGUUACAGGUUGUUUGUUUCUCAUGCUACUAUAGCCACGAAUCUCCGUAUUCACACGCUCACAUCGUGCGCAAGGUAUUUUAGACAUACCCUGCUGUCGCGGUAACCUUUAUUAAAAGCGUGCAUUUUAGUGUUUUCGUGUGCCUGGAACGCAUAAAUUACUUGCUGCAACUCCUUUAGUCGACGCAAUCAUUAAGCUCGUCAAGAAACAACCGGGAUAUGACGGUAACUGCACCAUGAGUUCGAUUUUAGAAGUUACAGCACGAGCGUGCGAAGGAUGCCUGCUUUUAUAUAAAGGUUACCAUGACGAAAGGGUAUGCUCGCCAAAUCAUUAAUUUAUCACAGUAUUUGAACACUCGCUUCGUACAUUCCACCAAUGCUUUAUUUCACAGCGCAAGCACAUGAUUUCCACGACUACUGCUUUGGGCGACUAAAUCUUAUGCCUAUCCUUUUCACAUCAACUUUUUUUCUCUCCCUGGAAUAUCAGGAGCACAGUACACUGUGAAAUGACAUUGUUUAGAAGCUACCACGCAACUCUAAGCCACUUAUUUCCUUUUCGUUUUCUUUUGCGUUUACGAAUCUAGAGAUUAUCAGGGUCUGUCAAUGGUUUCUGGCAACAGUUCAUUCCUCUUACCGAUGUAACAUCGUGGUGUGGCUUAAAACAGGCAUAACCAAUCACUUCAUUCCAGGUAAUCUUCACCGCAAGCUGUCAUCCAUCAAAGCUUUUAAUUCUUUUUGCCUAUACGUUUCAAUCAGGCAGUAAAAACAAAAAAAAACCUUGCACAUCUCAGCAGCUAACAUGCCCACUGUCCGCAGUAAAUGCUAUACGCUGGCACUGUUAUAUCCACCUUCGCCGUUUUACAGCGGAGUAACCUUCACACAAAAAACAAAACAAAAGAACAACAAGAACAAAAAAAAACAACAUAACAGCUCUUUCGCCUCGUUCACGCAAAACGUCUACUUUCGGUCGUCUAUGAGAAUCUUUUUUUUUCGCACACAUUGUAUAUACAUUAUAUUGAACAAUAAAUGUUGUUUACAAAUGUCAA